AUGUAUAAUGAUAAUUUAUUGAUUACUAAUGAUUGGAGAUCUAUUACUUAUAAUGUAUCAACAAGCAUGUUUCAAAUUGUGAGUGGUUACAUUUGUACCGAUCUGAUGUCAAUGCUCAAUCUACAUUUCAUGGGUCAAUAUACUGAUAAAUAUCAAACUGCAUCUUAUGGGAUUGCAUGGAUGUUAAUUUAGUUAUUGUUUGUUCCCUUAGGUUUAGGUUAAUAUUAAUGUCUAAUUUAGGCAUUAAUUAAGGACUUAAUAAUUAGGUUUCACAUGCCUUAGGAUAGAAUAAGAUUAAGCUUUCUUAGACUUACUUAAACUUUACAAUUUAUUCCAUAUUAUUUGUAUCCAUACCUUUUUUUCUAUUCAUUUAUAAUACUUAAUAUCUAGUUUAAUUUAUAGUUCAAGAAGAAACAGAAAUAAUAACAUAAUAUGCAUGGUAUAUAAAAUUAAAUAAACAAGCAACUCAGGCAAAUGAUCAUACCUUUAUUUAUAGCAGCAUUUCUACUCCUCUAAAUUGAAUGUUUAAAAUAAUAUCUUGUUGGAUGUAGGAUUUUUCAACCUUUUCCAUUUAUUUAUGCUUCCACUCUCUUAUUUCAUCUACUAGCAUGUGUAUUCCUAUUUCUCAUCUGUAAUCUAGGAUAUAUUGGUUUAUGUUUGUCAAUAAUUUUAAGUGAGGUAAGAAAAUCUUUAAUAUAUUUUCAAGUUGUUUACAUUAUUUUUGUUGAUAAGAUAUAUCUACAAGAAUCCAGAAGUUUAUAAUUUGAUAGCCAAUUUCGAAUUCUCAUGUUAAAUAUUUAAAUUUAGAGAAACAUACAUAAUGUUUAUAAAAGAAUCUAUUCCAUUAAUUCUCCACAUAUAUGCUGACUUUAUCGUUUUUUAUAUAUUAUCAUUUGUGGCUUACUCUUUAGGAGUGAAUUAAGCAAAUGCUCAACUUGCAUUUGCCAAUACUAGUUCUAUCUAUUUCAAAUUCCCAAUUAGCUUAUCAGUAACUUUAAUGUCAUAUGUUGGAAAUAGUUUAAGUAUAAUUUCCUUAUUAAAAGAGGUCAACAUAAAAUCGCUUUGGCUAAAUAAUAUAUCAUAAGUGGUAUGUGUGUCCAAGGAUUAGUACUAAUAUCAUUGGUCAUUGGACUCACUAUAUUUUAAGAUUAAUGGAGUCGCAUUUAUUCAUCUGAUCUUCAGAUAUAAUAAAUUAUGAUAGAGACUCUUCCAUAUUUUCUUAUUGGAAGUGUGUGUUUUGAUGGAAUUCAAGGAGCUUUAUCUGGAGCUUUAAAGGGUGUGAACAAAUCAACAAUUGUAUCUAAUUAAACAAUGAUAUCAUAUUACAUAAUUGGAGUUCCAGUAGUUUUAAUAUUAGCAUAUGUGUUUGAUUUAUAAUUAAUUGGGAUAUGGUUAGGUUUUGGAUUAUGUAAUUUAUAUUUAACAAUCAUUUAUAUUUAUGUUCUUAAAGAUUUAAAUUGGAAUGAAUAAGCUGAUAUGAUAACAUAAAAACUAUUAAAACAUGAAGGAUGUUUAGGGGAUAUAGAUUUACCUUUAAUUAAAAAAUAAUAAGAAUAAUAAUGA
Paramecium pentaurelia is the source of this 1563-nucleotide messenger RNA. The record is from the annotation of a GenBank genome assembly. NCBI's taxonomy places the organism in Eukaryota, Ciliophora, Oligohymenophorea, Peniculida, Parameciidae.